CCCAGUUACUCGAGCAGGCGCAGUGGAUAUUUUGACAACUGCACUGAGCAAACAUGGCGGCGGCCGUAGAUAGUGUUGUGAAAGUGCUCGGGGAGCAGUACUACAAGGAUGCUAUGGAACAGUGCCACAGCUACAAUGCUCGUCUGUGUGCGGAAAGGAGCAUCCUUAUGCCUUUCAUCGACUCUCAGACGGGUGUUGCUCAAAGCAACUGCUACAUCUGGAUGGAGAAGAGACACCGGAGUGCAGGCAUGGCUCCUGGGCAGCUGUAUAGCUAUCCGUCUCGACGCUGGAGGAAGAGACGGCGGUCCCACCCUCCUGAGGACCCCCGUUUGGCCUUCCCACCUAUCAAAUCAGCGGAGCUGGAGCUAGGUCUGAAACGGGAUGUUGUGGGAACGGUGGACGGCAGCAGCCUGGAGGCCCUGCUGAAGGGGGAGCCCCUGGAGAGGAGGGGCCCGCCAGACCCCCGUGCCCCGGAGGACAACCCAGCCACACCUGAACCCGUGGCCGCCACAGUCUCCAGCCACACCUCCUCUGGACGCAUCCGCAAGAGGGUGCUGGACCACGAUGACUACCUGGAUGAUCUGGAUGAUGAGGACUUUGAGGAUGAGACCCCCAAGAGACGAGGGAAGGGCAAGUCCAAGGGUCGUGGAGUGGGAAAUGGAAAGAAGAAAAUGGAGGCAGCUGCUGCAGCCUUGGAGGAGCAGGACAAACCAUACGCCUGUGACAUCUGUGGGAAGCGCUAUAAGAACCGUCCGGGCCUGAGCUACCACUACACACACUCCCAUCUGGCGGAGGAAGAGGGGGAGGACAGAGAGGAGAUAGAGUCCCCUCCCCCCCGGCGCCAGCCUGAGGAACACAAGACUCCUAAGAAAGGCCCUAACGGUCUGGCCCUGCCCAACGACUACUGCGACUUCUGUCUGGGAGACUCCGCCCACAACCAGAAGACCGGCCAGUCAGAGGAGCUGGUGUCCUGCUCAGACUGCGGACGCUCGGGUCACCCGUCCUGCCUGCAGUUUACAGAUGUGAUGAUGGCAGCUGUGAAGACGUACCGCUGGCAGUGUAUCGAGUGCAAGUGCUGCAACGUCUGUGGUACCUCAGAGAACGACGACCAGCUGCUGUUCUGUGAUGACUGUGAUCGAGGAUACCACAUGUACUGCCUCAAGCCUCCUAUGACUGAGCCCCAGAAAGGGAGUUGGAGUUGUCACCUUUGCCUGGCGCUGCUGAAGGACAAGGCAUCCAUAUACAAGCAGCAGAGCCCCACCACAGAGGAUGAAUAGCGGUUAGUUAUCAGUGUCUUUGGGGCCACCCCAGAGUAACCCACCCUGCCCUCAGCCAGGGGACCCCACCUUACCACCUCAUUCAACGACAGUAGCCCUCACCCUGGUCCACCCCCCCCCCCCCAAUGACCAGGGGUUAGGGUCUGGUUGGGGACUGGAGAGGAGGGAGUCCACUCACGACCCUUGCUGUCUUUCCUUCUAUCACGGCUGUAAACUCACCUGGACUGUUACACACUCUGCAGAGACCACCGUAACCCUGGUAACCACUCUACAGAGAUCACAUUAGAAAAAAAGGAUUCUCUCGCUAACUAUUCCCCAGCUCAACUUCCCCCGUCUCCUUUAUAUGGUGUGGACUGCGAAGACGAAGACGGGCAGUGUGUUUCAUUUGUUGCCAAAUGAUCUAUUUUUACUUAACGAUUUCAAAAUAUGAUCACAUUGAGGGAUAUUAAUAGUGGAGUUUUGUCUGUGUACUUCUUUUGGAUGUUUUAACAUUUAUCUCAAAGGUUCUGCAACGACAAAACAUUUUAAGGAACCUCUGGUGCCAAGGUCCAUAUGAUGUCCCAAAUGACACCCUAUCCGCUUUACUGUGCACUUCCUUUGACCAGGGUCCAAUAGGGUGCCUUUUGGGAGGUAACCAUAGUCAUUCUAUCGUGACUGAAUCACAUCUUACUGCCGGGUCUGAUUUUCAACCUAACAUUAUUGAACAUUUGUCAGCUGUCAUCUUUAUGGUUUAGGUAGCUGUUCAUAUCUGUGCCACAUUGCAUGCAGACUUGCACCUGUACUUGAGUACGACUGCACACACUCACACAAUUCUUUACUUUUUUUAUAAUCACUUGAUAUUCCAUGGGGCAGGGGAUUUUUUUUCUAGUUGAAUUUUGUAAAGUACCGGUAUAUAUUACUCAAUUCCAGUACUGUAUGACUUUUUCUAUUUGUUUUUAGUGACAUUGAUUUCUUCUUUUGUGAUGUUCUCCAUAGUGUUUUAUGGUAAAUAAUGUAUUUUUUAUUUACUUUUUUUGUAUUGAAACUGCUUUUGCCCUAUUAAAAUGUCCAUGUAUCUGCUAACAGUG
Messenger RNA from Oncorhynchus nerka (sockeye salmon), 2344 nucleotides. Its product is annotated as zinc finger protein ubi-d4-like. The coding region runs from base 54 to 1277 and encodes 407 amino acids. Gene Ontology annotation, cellular component: MLL3/4 complex. Gene Ontology annotation, molecular function: histone H3K4 methyltransferase activity; transcription coactivator activity; histone binding. NCBI's taxonomy places the organism in Eukaryota, Metazoa, Chordata, Actinopteri, Salmoniformes, Salmonidae. Gene Ontology annotation, biological process: positive regulation of transcription by RNA polymerase II. The transcript has 10 exons. The record is from RefSeq and is a predicted model, not a curated record.